CCCAAAACCCCUUUCAGACCCCCCAAAACACCCCCGAGAGCCCCUCAGAACCCGCCAGCCGCUCCCACUCGGGUCAUGAGUUGGUGGCGCUCAGCCCUCAGGGAGCAGAGGCUGGGGGUGUCAUCCCCAGGGGGUCCCCACCAGUCUCACCCACCCGUGGCCCCCAAAAUCUCCCUCUCCCCGCCGCAGCCGCCGCUGCCAUGUCGGCCGAGAACGCCGCGGUGCCGGCCGAGCCCGGGCCGGAGACGCAGAGCGUGGUGAGCCGCGUGGCCAACCUGCCCCUGGUGAGCUGUGCCUGCGGGGCCGUGGCCUCGGCGUACGGGCGCACCAAGGAGCGGCACCCCUGCGUGCGCUCCGUCUGCGAUGUGGCUGAGAAGGGCGUGAGGACACUGACGGCGGCGGCAGCCAGCGGGGCCCAGCCCCUCCUCACCCGGCUGGAGCCCCAGAUUUCCACCGCCAACAAGUUCGCCUGCAGAGGGCUGGACAAGCUGGAGGAGAAGCUGCCCAUCCUGCAGCAGCCCCCCGAGAGGGUGGUGGCCGGGACCAGGGAGCUGGUGUCGGGCACGGUCAGCGGGGCGGUGGCCAGGACGCGCUCGGCGCUCGGGGCCGUGGCGGGCACCAGCGUGGGGCGGCUGCUGGCCACGGGCGUGGGCACCGUGCUGGGCAAAUCAGAGGAGCUGCUGGAUCGGUACCUCCCCGGGACGGACGAGGAGCUGGCAGCGGCAGCAGGCACAGAGGUGGCCACAGGCACAGAGGUGACCACGGGCACGGAGAUGGCCAGGGGCACGGAGGUGACCACAGGCACGGAGGUGGCCAGGGGCACGGAGGUGGCCAGGGGCACGGAGGUGACCACAGGCACGGAGGAGGCCAGGGGCACGGAGGUGGCCAGGGGCACGGCGGUGGCCCCGCAGGAGCGGCAGAGGCGGUGGCAGAGCUACUUUGUCCGCGUGGGCUCCCUGUCAGCCAGGCUGCCCCAGCGGGCCCUGCGGCGCUCGCUGGGUGACCUGCAGCGGGCACGGCUCCGUGCCCAGCGGCUCCUGGCCCAGCUCCACCACGUCAUCCGGCUGAUCGAGGAGGGGCAGCAGGGCACGGACGGGCCCUGGCACAGCAGCCGGGAGCACCUGCACCGCCUGUGGCUGGAGUGGAGCCAGCAGGACACAGUGCCCAUGGAGGACAAUGAGGUGGAGGCUCGGACUCUGGCCAUGCUCCAGGGGCUCCUGCACCAGCUCCACGCCGCCUGCUCCCACCUGGCCACCGGCGCCCAGGCGUUCCCCAGCAGCGUGCAGGAGACGGCGGGACACGUCCGGCACGGCGUGGAGGGCGUCCAGGCUUCCCUGGCCAGCGCCCGCUCCUUCCAGGAGCUGUCGGGGCUGGUGCUGGCGCAGAGCCGGGAGGCGGUGACGCGGGCACAGCUGAGCCUCGAGGGGCUGCUGGAGCACGUGGGGCAGCACACGCCCCUGCCCUGGCUCGUGGGACCUUUCGCCCCCGCGCUCGUGGAGUACCCGGAGGAUGUCCCGGUGGAUAUGUCCAAGUGGGAGGGCUGUGUCACCGUGGGGGGGACGCACCGGGUGCCCGCUGCCCCCCAGGUCUGCAGCCGGCACUGAGUCACCGGUGCCACUGAGCUGGGGGAGCAGCACCCAUGCAGAGGCACGAACCCCAAUCCCACCGGGAAUGAGGGGAUGAUGGAGCUGGUGACCCGGCGUGGGACCCCCCAGUGUCACGGCCGGGGACUCCUGUGGGGAUGGUGGCACGUGGAGGACACAGUGUGAGUCUGUCUGGGAUCCAGCGCUGCCCUAAGCCCCAGGAAUACUGGAAUUUCGUGUCUUAACAGCUUCAAACCAGUUUAAAGAGGAAGAAAACAACUUUUUUGGCCUUAAAA
Molecule: messenger RNA, 1879 nt
Organism: Haemorhous mexicanus (house finch)
Lineage: Eukaryota; Metazoa; Chordata; Aves; Passeriformes; Fringillidae
Product: perilipin-3-like
Exons: 7
Coding region: 201-1604 (467 amino acids)
Biological process (GO): positive regulation of triglyceride storage; lipid storage
Cellular component (GO): cytosol; lipid droplet
Source: RefSeq, a predicted model, not a curated record